Symbiodinium natans is the source of this 4533-nucleotide messenger RNA. The record is from the annotation of a GenBank genome assembly. Lineage: Eukaryota; Dinophyceae; Suessiales; Symbiodiniaceae.
AUGCACAUGCCCUUUUCGUGCGAAGUUUUGGUACCGAGUGUCGAGCCAUGCACGAAGGAGAGAUUCUACAAGCAGUACGUUCUCUGUGGAAGUCCCGACUUCUUCAAGAUUGAAGAAGCAGCAGCAAAACGAAAUCCCAAGGACGUGGCCGAGGUGUUGCAAUCCAUUAUCCCGGGCAAACCGGAGCUGGCCGAUAUGUGGGAGGCAACAUAUGCACCCUUCAGAAGGGCAAAAAUCAAGAUCCACGCAGCUCAUUUGGCGGCAAGCCUUGGGAGUGUGGAGGUGCUAAAGUGGCUGCGGGAACGCUGCUCGCCUGAUGUGCUCAUCCGCCGAGCGGUCCUGGAGACCACCAGAGAUGCAAAGGGCCAAAAUGGCAGAACCAUCACCGCAAUCGGUGAUCACUACACACCCCUUUUAUGUGCACUGUGGAUGAGUCAGGUCGAAACGGUUAUGUGGAUCCUGGAAGAAGCACCAGACAGUGCAAUCAUUCGAAAUGCUGAUGACAUGGCGGCGUUACACAUCUUAGCGAAGAUCGGCUUGCCGGACGUGCCAGAAGCAAAGAGAAGCUUAGCGUUUGAGCGGAUAGCGGAAGCGCUGGUGAGCCGGAAGGCCGACCUGGGUGCAAAGGUUGGCCCUCUGAGGGAUCGCGAGGACGGUGAAGCCGCGCAUGUGCGAAACAAGACGGCCCUGGAAAUCGCGGUCGACAAGCGGUGCUCGUUUCCCAAACAAAUGCUCCACUUGCUAACGCAAUCAUACCAUUAUCCAAAGCGGAGCCGGCUAUUCAUAGAAGUGAACUUGAUUGCCAAGGCCAAUCCAGCGGCGGCAGUUCAGCUGGUAGGCAGAAUCAAAAAGCGCGCGCCGGGUCAGCUCGAAGAGAACCUCCGCGAAGAAGUCCUAAGCUACAUUCGGGACUCGCGGGAUCCUGGCCGCCAUAUGGAGAUGUUCAUUGAGACGCUGAAGAGAUCCCCCAUUGCGGGUGCCAAGCUGCUCGAGCUGCUGAUGGGCGAGCCGAGGGUUUGCGAAGCCCGCAGGUAUGGCCUUCCGCUUUUCACUGUGCUACCGAAUCGGGAAAUGAUCUGUACGUAUCAGCCUGUAGAAGGCGGCGAGACGGAGGACGAGCCAAUAUGGAAACGGGGUCCAGGCUGGCACAAGGAGUUUAUCCGCGAGCUGCCGGACGAUCCCCUGCUUCACACUGACGUGUAUGAGGUGAAGGUGAACGUGUUGCACCUGCCUGGUGUCCUUAAUCUGAAGGUGCUCAGCAUUCUCUCCAUGGUGUGGAACAACUGGGACAACAUGACCAUCUUCUCGAAGAUUCCUAUCAGAGCCAUCGUUUCAGGCAAGUGGAAGCAGUGUAACACUGUUUGGACAUUUGGCCUGCUUUGGCUUCUGAUCUUGCUUUGUUCCCUCAUCGUGCUGUCCAUGCACUUGGCGCUGCCCAGGGAUUUUUCCCUGCCGUUCUUGGGCUGGGGCACUUGUGCGCCAUUGGCAGGCAGCAUUGUCCUGGCAACCUUGUGUUUUGAAGGGGUCAACUUUGUGUACGCGGUGUUUUUUUGCCGGCGAUUGGCGGAUAUUCCUCACAUGACGUAUGUGCAGCUGGGCGAAAACUGGACGUGCUUUGGAAGAGUGGGUGCUUGCCUGCUUACCGGCUUACCUUCUUAUGCAAUGGAUGGCCCUGUGUGUGGGUCGGCCAAUGAGGCGGCAAUAGCCAGCACGCUCCUUCAGCGCUUCGUUGGUCCAGCCAUGACGGAUCAUCACCCUGGCAGAUGGAACAGUCAGGAACAUUGGGCGCAAACUUUGCUCGCCCAGGCUGCCAGAAUUGGACAGCUGAGUACAACUGUCACCACAACUGGCGGUGCUGCUCGCAAUGCUGCUGCAGUGGAGGGAGUGCAUGCGAACCAAGCAGGGGACUUGGAUACCUUCUUGUUUUCUUUAGCAACGAACUGUGGAAUCGUUGUGGUGGCAAUCUUUGUGUUGAGUCUCUUGCGAUACUUCUUGCCAGCGGUGUACCGGCGCGACUCCAACCUGCGCAACGUCAGCGUGGAUAAAAGACCUGAGCCAGAAAGGGGGUUGACUGUGCAAGGCCGCUUUGGAUGGCUAUCGGAGAGCUGGAAUGCAUCGGCAGAGGAGGUAGCAGAUAUUGCUGGGCUCGAUGCGGGAAUGCAUUGUGAGUUUCUGGCACUCGGCAUGCGGUUGUCCUUGUGCGUGGCUGUGCCCUGUGUUCUUGUGCUGUGUCCUCUGCACAUGCUUGUGGGUGGAGAUGCUGCCGGUGAUGACCGUUUGAGCAAGGUGGGCAUGGCCAAUGUGCAGCAUGGUUCGUGGCUGUGCUGGCUUCAUGCCCUGUUUGUUUGGUACGUCGUCUUGAUAACCCACGCACAAGUACAUCUUGCACAAAGGCGCUUCAUGCCAUUGCGUGUGAGAUGGCUGCAGAAAUCCCCGCUGCCUACUGCGACAUCCAUUCUUGUGCAAGGAAUUCCGGACCAUUUGCUUACAGUCGAUGCGCUGCGCAGGUUCUUCGACGAGGGGGUCUUUGGUUGCCAGGCCGUCAAGCGAAUUGAGUUCGUCAAGGACACAAGUGAGCUUCUAUACUGGCAGCGUGUAGCGGAUGCCGGCCAAGGAACAUGGCGCACGGGCACCGGCCGUGUGCUUGAGGGUCAGGAGCUUCAGGCGGUGGCGGCAAGUAUGGUGGACAAGUACAGGAAGCAGCUUCUCCGCUCAAAUGACCAGAACUCCCCCAAUGCCUUUGUCACAUUCCAACAUCACCGUGAGGCUGUGGUGGCCCAGAAGUUGCUAGCUGAGGAGGACUAUGAUGGCAUCCGGGCCGAUGCUGCUCCAGACCCGGGUGAGGUGCUGUGGAGAGAUCUGGCACUGGACCAAGGACGUCAGGCAAUCAAGGAGCUCAUCGGCUACUUCCUCAUCUUCCUUGUCUUCUGGGGCUUUAUGCCACUCGUCGUGGGGAUCCAGUCGAUUGCCAACCUUCACACGCUGGAGAAUCACAUUCACUUCUUCAAGGUCCUUGUGCAGGAUUUCCCCGCUUUGGCAACCCUGUGGAACGGGCUCAUGGCAUCUUUCGCGCUCUCCGUUGCCAUGAGCUUUCUGCCAUCAUUGCUGAUGAUCAUUAUCACCUACUUCUUCAUGUCCAAGGCAGAGAUGGAACGACAGCAUCGGCUCCAGGCCUGGUAUUUCUACUUUUUGUGCGUCUUUGUGCUGCUUGUCACGGCCAUUGGGUCCUCCAUCAUUGCGACCGGUGAAUAUCUCAUGAAGCACCCUUUCGAUGCACCCAGCUUGCUGGCCAAGAACAUGCCUCAAAGCACCCAUUUCUAUCUGAAUUUUAUUCCUAUGCAGAUGGCAGCUUAUGCCACGGCGGCGAUGAGAUUUGCCCAGCUGGUCAAGUACGUGGCCUGCCGAACGUUCCUCAGUCCAGCUGAUGCCAAACUCAGAAGCGAACCCGAAGAUCCAGACUAUUUCGGGAUUGGCUCACGAUCUGCUCGAGCCACCCUUCAGCUGGUCACAGUUCUCACUUUUUGCACACUUUCCCCGUUAAUUUCGCUUCUUGGCUUCAUGAUGUUUGCUACGUGUCGCAUCACGCAUGCCUUUCUCUUCAUGGAGGCAGAGUCAAUCAAAGCAGACUCGGGAGGCGUUUUUUGGGUCACCAGCCUGCGACAUGUCCUGCAGGGCCUCUUCAUCUUUGUAUUGCUGAUGACAGGAGUCCUUGCAGAGCGCUCUGGCACUUGGAUUCCAGGGGCCAUCUCGGCAAGCAGUUUGGUCUUCGUGCAUUGGUCCAAUGUCACCUUCCGGCGACGGUAUCGUUGGCAACAUCGGCAGUUCGAAGAUAUCGUGAACAAGCCGGUUUCCCACAAGUUCGCGCUUCUUUGCUUGUUCCUUUUCGGGGACUUCGUGGACACCGCACGAGCCAAAGUGCUUCUUGCGAUCAAUCUGCUUUUAAGAUGCGGCGCGAUCAUCUCUGAGCUGAGAGCAAGCGAGCUGGUUGGGCUUGGGCCGUUGGUUAUCGCCGUUUUCCAAUCGUUUGCGCCCAUGAGUGGGAUGUUUACCUUUAUGGGCAUGAUGUUUGUGACGUUCGCCCUGACCUUUCUAACUUUGAAAGAUGAAGACCGGAGUCCUGUCUACGUGUUGCUCAACCUCUACCAAGCCUUGUUUCUGACGGACAGUGACGGUGCAGAGAGCAUCUCCGGUAUUGACAUUGGUCACCAGCAGACUCUGGAUUUUGGCAUUGAGAUGUACACUGGUGACGGAAGUCAACUGUUGCUGGCUGCGACAACUCUGAUUAUGCUGUUCGCAACGUCAAUCUUCUCGUUGGUGCUUCUGAAUCUGACCAUCGGCAUGUACACCAAGUACUACGAGCUGCAGGAGCCCUUGGCGCGCUUAGCCCUCCAGCAGUGCCGUGCCAGGCUUUGUGUUCGCUUUGCUUUGAGACCGUCGGUGCCACGCGCGUGGCUGGCUGGAAUGUCGCUCGAGGCAUCGAAAUGGAAGACCUGUGCGAAUCUCAGUGCCGCUUUCUGUAAAUCCAUAACAUAA